Messenger RNA from Tricharina praecox, 1639 nucleotides. RefSeq lists its product as uncharacterized. Gene Ontology annotation, molecular function: zinc ion binding; dioxygenase activity. Gene Ontology annotation, cellular component: nucleus. Gene Ontology annotation, biological process: DNA alkylation repair; DNA repair. The record is from RefSeq and is a predicted model, not a curated record. The transcript has 2 exons. The coding region runs from base 37 to 1305 and encodes 422 amino acids. NCBI's taxonomy places the organism in Eukaryota, Fungi, Ascomycota, Pezizomycetes, Pezizales, Pyronemataceae.
CCGGAAUCCCCGCAACACCACCCACCAACAAUCAUAAUGGCAGAUCCAUCACCACCGCCCACGAAGAAACGGCGGCUCUCAUCCCCACUUCUGCCUGCCGAUGCUGAAGACAGUGAAGAAAGCACCGAUACCAAACUCGCUCUCCUAUUAUCCCUCCACCCCACCGUCUCGCUAACCACACUGUUGGAGACACUCCUCGCCAGCAAUGGCUCCGUCCAUACCGCAUCGUUGCUUCUUUCCGAUUCGCCUCCCAGGCGACCCACCAAACAAGCCCGCCAGCAAUCCUCUCUCUCAUGUUUUCUCCGCCAGCCUACCAGUAACGUAGCACCCAAACCCGUCCGCCCGCCCAAGAAAGGCGAGACACUGCAUCUAUAUACUCCCGCGUCCAUUGCCUACGCGCCAUGUCCUGUCGAACUCAUCCAAUCGUUCCUCCCACCAUCCCUGGCAAUUUCUCUCCUCCGCGAGCUCCUUGAAGAAUCCAACACCUUCCCACCGCCAUUAUCCUUCCGGCUCUUCGACCGCGAAGUCACCAGCCCGCACACCAGCGGUUUCUUCCUUCGCAAUCCCGCCGAAGACACAGAGCAGUACCAUUCCUACCAAUCUCGGCCGCUCAUGGCAAGAGCGUACACACCGUCCAUGCGCACCGCCACCAAACUAGUUGAGGAUGCGGUGAACGCAGCAAUCACGGCGCGCUACGAGGGCCAGAAGAAGCCGUGGGGUCUCAGUCCCAUUCCGUGGAGCACCAACGCGGCACUGGUGAACCGCUACCAGGGCGCGAAACAAGCGGUUGGAUGGCACACAGACGAGGUCACGUAUCUCGGUCCCAUGGCGGUGAUAGCUGGGCUGAGUUUGGGUGUGGAGCGGGAGUUCCGCGUUCGGAGGGCUUCGAAAGAUGACGAAGAAGAUCCGGGUGAGGGCGCAUAUGCGGUUCAUCUGCCGCAUAAUAGUCUCGUUAUCAUGCAUGCGGGUAUGCAGGAGGCGUGGAAGCAUUGUGUGCAUCCCGUGAGGGCGAUAGAUCUACAUCCGGUCUCGGCGGAUGUCAGGAUCAAUAUCACGUAUCGAUGCUAUCGGCGGAGCUUAAAACCCGAGUUGACGCCAAGAUGUAAAUGUAAUCUUCCGAUGACCCUACGCGCAGUGUUUUCGCCCGACCCUACAGAUGCGGACGCUCCCCGCCGCUACUUCUGGAACUGUGCGGCGCCGUACCGUGCAGACACGGGUGAUGGCAAAGGUUGCGGCUUCUUUGAGUGGGCGCAAUUUGAUGAGGAUGGGGAGCCAGUGCGGAACAAAGGAGUCAAGUCAGAUUAGUAAACCUUUCGCACCUGGUCUUCCUACAGCCAGUACAGCUUAUUCUCCUAUGCCUUCCAACAUAUGCCUUCCUACAGAUGUCUUCCUACAUAUGCCUUCCUACAGAUGCCUUCCUACAUAUGCAUUCCUACAGUAUCAGGUCUGCCUCGCCGCAGAUUGCACACUGUUGUGACGGAGGAGCUGUCGGCGAGAUGAGGGAGUGAAGCAAGUGCUGUCGGCGGGAGUAAACGAAUGAUAUGUGUUUGGUAGUGGCAUCAACGUUGGUGGGCAUGGUGGGGCAUGUGAGAUAUCCUGCCAAAAAUUAGCUCAUUAUAGUACAGAAAGAUAGAACAGC